This is a messenger RNA of Octopus sinensis (East Asian common octopus), 5335 nucleotides long. Its product is annotated as dynein heavy chain 6, axonemal-like. Gene Ontology annotation, cellular component: dynein complex. The transcript has 33 exons. The record is from RefSeq and is a predicted model, not a curated record. Gene Ontology annotation, molecular function: dynein light intermediate chain binding; dynein intermediate chain binding; ATP binding. Gene Ontology annotation, biological process: microtubule-based movement. NCBI's taxonomy places the organism in Eukaryota, Metazoa, Mollusca, Cephalopoda, Octopoda, Octopodidae. Bases 155 to 5335 code for a protein of 1726 amino acids.
CAACCCCAGAAUUCUUUCAAACCCGAGAAGAAGUUCUUCAAAUUAUUGGCAAAGGGUUUCUCGGACAAUACAACCCUCUCACCCCGGAAAGCCUGGAAGAUAAAGUCUUGCAAGACCCAGAGUUUUUAAGACCCUCGCCAUACAAGACCAGUUGAUGGACGAAGCCAUAACUCAGUUACAGAAAUAUGUGUCCAACUGCAGCUGGCUGGAACAUAUUUAUCAGUUUUGUAAAGAACUUGAGGACGACUUGGUGAAUUUAAAAACCAUGUCUUCAGAAACAAUACAGGAAAAGCUUUCCAUGUUGGACAUGUCGAAGGAGGCCGUUUCCUGUUGCACCAGUGUCACAAGCACCAAUAGAAUGAUCUGGCUCGACUGCUCAGGGAUUCACCAAUUCCUCGUCCCUUGGAUCGAUGCCAUUUAUCAGCAAAUAACCGAUUUUGUGAUCAACAAAAGAGGCGAGAACUUUGUGACACUGCAGAAGAGAAUGGCUGAAAUCUCAAAGGCUCUGUUACAAAAACCAGGAAGACUGGCAGAAUUUGUUGAUUAUGUUCAGUUGUACAGGAAACACCUGAAGGAUAUUCCUCAAUGCAAAGAUGAUAUGGAGUACACCGAAGAUUUGUACAAUAUAAUUAGUCGAUAUUUCCGGGAACAGACCAUUGAUGAGUUCAGAGAAAACCGCGCUUUGUGGAAGCAAUGGGCAGAAUUUCAGAAACAAAUGUCAGACGUCAACAGUUAUGUCAGUGCGCAAACACCAUGGGCCAUAUCGGAAUCAGACGAAAAAUUUAAAAAAUUGGAGAUUUGUGUCACCUUGUUACACCAGAAAGCAAUGGGGGGUAAGUUUUUGGACCCAUCAAACCCCGCUUCGGCCAUGGUGGACGAGAUCAAAGAGAUCCGUCUCGAAUUCCAAGGGAAUCAAGAAAGCCUGUUAAAUCUGAAUAAAUGGAAAAAAGCUAUCUGUGGUGAAUCGUACGAUCUGAGCUUCCUAAACGGAAUGGUCACCGAAAUGGAUGCCCGCUUUGACCUGUGGAAAUACCUGAGAAGCACAAUUGAACAUACAAGUGAAUGGAAGAAGAUGCUGUUCAAGAAGAUGAACGUUAACCAAACCCUGCAAAAGAUAGAAGAAUGGAAAACCGCAGCACAGACGCUCAAAUCCUUGCUGCCAUUUGGCGAUAAUGUCUUGAAGUUUUGGGAGCAGCAUUUGGACAAUUUCAUAAGACCCUUACCACUUCUGGAAAUCAUGUCUUCUCCCUUCCUCAAGUCCCGCCAUUGGCAGUCCAUGUUUGAUGGAAUGGGAGCUGUGUAUGAUGUCACGAAAGACUACAUCGUUGAAGAACUGAUAUCUCUAAAGUUGGCCAAACACGAACAGACAAUCAUGUCCAUUUAUCGUACGGCCGUUGCUGAACAUGACUUGGAAAUACGAGUGAAGAAAAUGAAGAGAGAAUGGGAACAGUUGAGGUUCAAACUUUUCAAGUACAUCCCAGACAGUUUAAAGAACACGACUAGAAGUGAACUGGAGUCAAGCAAUGAAAGUCAGAUCAAACCCAACUUCAGAUCAAUUCUAUCAAUCAGAGAUGAUUAUUAUAUUUUGACUGGAGUUGACGAACUCAAGAUGAAGCUAAUGGAUGAUUCCAUUAUCUUGAAGACAAUGCUAAAUUCUACAAUCCUUGGAGAAAUGCAAACUGAAGUCGAGGUUCUUGCUACAACGCUACACCAAAUUGAAGAAAUCACACACUUAUGGAUCACAGCCCAGAAUAAGUGGAUGUACCUCAUUAAAGUGUUUGAGAAACCAAGUAUCGUUAAAGAAUUUGAACUACACACCAAUAUGUUUGAAUUCACGGUUCACAACAAAUUUAAAGACUGGAUGCGUGCGGUAAACGCUGACCCCAAGGUAAUGUCGGUCUGCCCCAAAUCAAUGAGUGAGAAAGAUCAUCGUGUCCUCCAGGGAACUAAGUUACGGAAAAUGUUGCUGUCGAUUAUUGAAACCAUGGACACCAUUUUGAAGAGGCUGCAACGACUCUUGGAUGAAAGUCGGAUGGAUUUCCCACGUCUCUUCUUCCUCAGCGACAACGAGGUGACAGACCUACUCGCAGUCUCCGACAGACCGGAGCAACUCGUUCCCAGCGCACGGAAAUGUUUCCCGGGCAUCUUCAAUUUGGCGCUGAGAGUUCCAAAACAAAGGAACAAGAAACCUUCUCGGAUGCUCACGGCUAACGAAUUGUCUAUGAACACUGAAAAACUUGAAGCAUUUGCAAUUAUUGGUGAAAUGGAUGAACUUUUGCCCCUGGCCUCUGAGCCACUAGCGCCACUCCAGUUCAACUUGCAAUGGUUCAAAGAUCUGGAACAGACCAUGAAAGAUACAAUGGUGGACGCACUUACAGAUUGUGUGAGAUUUCGAUUUGAAGAUCUUGGUAUAAUACCGUAUUACAAAGAACCGAUGUCGUUUGAAACCUGGAUCAAUGAGUUUCCCGUGGAGUGCAUCGUUGUGGCCGAGUCUGUGGUGUGGGAAAAACAAAUGAGGAAAUGUCUGGAGCAGAAGUGUGCUUCCAGUUUGGAAGACUUCAAGAAGAUACUCAUUCAGCGGAUUUCCCAUCUAACUGGUCUCCUGCAGGAACUCUUCAACCGAUUCUGUUCUGCUGGAACAAAACAAAGGAAUUUUGCUGUAUUCACAAGCCUGAUUGGACAGACUUUGAACAGGCGAGACCUUAUCCAAGAAAUACUUGACAGUCAAAGUCCUGUGGAUAACAAAUGUUUCGAAUGGAAAAUCUGUUUGAAACACCAAAUGGACUACAAACCAGUUCUGAGGGCCGAACCAGAGAUAGAUCUGACCCCUGAGCUCUCCCUAAAGGCAAACGACAAAGAAGUGGACUUGACUCGCUCGAAAACCAUUGUGAAGACAGCCUACGAGAUGAGCCAAUGCCGGGUCAUACAGCUUACAGUGUCAACACCUUAUGGCUAUGAGUACCUUGGCCCUAAGUCAGGGUUGAUGUUCGUUCACAAUCCUCUGACCGACAGGGCCAUGCUCUCGCUUACGCAGAGCUUGAAAAACUACCAAUGUGCGGCCAUCACAGGGGCAUCGUCGGUUGGCAAAACAGACACAAUUAAGGAGUUUGCCAGGUUAUAUGGUCAAUGCCUGUUCACCAUCUGCUGCAGUCCCCUGCUGACCUGUGUCCAUAUUGUCCAGUACCUCACCGGCCUACUCACAAGUGGAUGCUGGGCCCUUUUCGACAAUGUUAACCGAAUACCAACAGAUGUAAUGUAUCUAAUGAGUCAACAUCUUGACCAUAUUCAGUCGGUCCUCAGAGACCUGCAGUUGGUUCAGAACUCACAAUACACAAUCAGAGGUCAACCAAAGUUUGAUAAGAAAACUGAUGGUUUGGACGGUCCAUUGAUACGGAGGAACUCUUUGACAACACUUCAUUCUUUGGAAAAAGUUGUUACGUCUGCUGACACUGUGGCACCUGUUCAAAGACAGAGGACAGUACCCCAUGGUUACAACGAUAAAGGAUUGAUAACAUUCUUUGCGGAUGAAUGGGUCUCCGAGAGAUCACAAAGACGAAAUUCCCUCAAGGAAGUGAUCAAUAUCAGAGAUUCGAAAAUGUACCGCAGAAAGAAACCACCGCCACUGGAGUAUGAACACAUAAAACCAUCCAUGUUGCAGUCCACAGCAGACUUCACCAAACUGAAACAGAAGGCAGAAUUUCAUCAAGAAAUUUUAGGUCACAUUAACUUUGGUGGUCGUUUCCUCCAGGCCUGUUCCAGUUAUGGUUGUUUUAUGACCCUCAACACUGCUGAGAUGACACACCAAAAUAUUCCGGAUUGCUUCAGGUUGUUGUUGCGUCCUUUCUCUCUGAUAGAACCAGAUUACGAAACAAUUGCUCGGACCUAUCUCUACAUUUGUGGCUUCCACACACCAAACAAAAUGGCACAGAAGAUUAUUCUGUUCCUGAAGAUGUUUCAGACUUGGCAACCGCCAAAGGUCCAGUUUAAUACUUCAAACUUGAGUUGUCUCACAAAGAUUUUGUCAGCAGUGAGGGUCAUUGUGGAAAAUGAAAAUAUCCUUCUACAGAAAGAAAGACAAGAUCUUUGUUCCUUGAUGACCGAUGAAGAGAAGAUAGUGAUGAGGAGCAUCGUGAAGGUUCUGCGUCCGAGUCUCAUGGAGGGAGAAGAGACUGCGCAGUUUGUUAGAACUCUGCGAGACGUCUUCAGGCUGUCGAUGCCAGAGAACGACAUGAAGGAUGCGGUGCUGCAGGAAGGUUUGAAGGAUCACCUGAAGGAGACUUUCUCGGACUUCUCUCAAGGAAUGUUGGAUAAGCUGAUUGAACUGUAUAGCUGCUGUGGUCAGACAAACCGAAGCACAAUUCUAUGUGGCCCUUCCGGGAGUGGCAAAAGCACAAUGUUAAACGCUCUGGUACACACGCUCAACAUGCUCAGCUACCAGAUGUCUGGACUGGAUCCCGAGGAAGAGAGAAGAAAACAGAAGUCCCAUGGAUCACCAAGAUUUGAUGUAAAAUCAAGGAAAAGGCUCCAACUCUUGCGAGAAACCAUUGCAAAUUUCCAACCACCUUUGAAGAUCGUUGACAAGCUGGGUUUGUCCGAGAAAUAUAAGAAGAGCUGUUACCCUCGCAUCUAUAAGUCAUAUAUAUAUCCCAGUUCGAUGUCGCCUGAGGAGUUUAUUGGUCAUUACAGCCCUUAUGGAUGGCAGACAGGAUUCUUGUGUCAAGAACUGGACAGAAUUUCUCCAAGCAAAACCGGAAAUGCUUUUGAAUUUAUCGAUCAUGUUCCGAAGUCUUUUGGAUAUUCUCAAGUCUGGUUCGUCUUUGACGGACCGUUGCAUACGUCCUGGUGUGAUCCGAUAUCGGGUUUGUUUGAUGCGUCUCGCACGUUGGUGCUUCCAAACGGUGAAACGUUUGUGUUGAGUGAAGAUACCAAGAUAAUUAUGGAGACUGACAGACUCAGCUCUGCCUCUCCUGCCAUGCUGAGCCAGUGUUUGGUCGUGUUCUGUAACACCACAACUUUCCAAUGGACCACCUACUUCCAGGCGUGGAGGAAAGACCUCAAGUUUAAACCUUACUUGACAGAGAGCAGUUUGGAGAUUCUACAAAACCUUGCUGAUGACAUGGUUCCACCAACAUUGAAUUUCCUCCAAGACAAAGCUCUCCUCGGCUCCAACGUCUGCUCCAACUUAGACAGCAAAUAUCAAGAUUCUGUUGUUGGACUACACGAGAUGACAGCCUUUCUUGACCUUUUGACGGUUUUGUUUGACAAAUAUUUCAUGAGGCCCGACAUAACCACCGCAAACUCUGCAGGCAAGUUGUUCGGCAUGGUUGUGAAGUAA